Messenger RNA from Benincasa hispida (wax gourd), 888 nucleotides. RefSeq names its product lectin-like. Gene Ontology annotation, molecular function: carbohydrate binding. NCBI's taxonomy places the organism in Eukaryota, Viridiplantae, Streptophyta, Magnoliopsida, Cucurbitales, Cucurbitaceae. The record is from RefSeq and is a predicted model, not a curated record.
UCACAUCUCGACUCUUAAUCGAAAGAGCCUCGAAAAUGUGCGAUCAAGGGUCGGAAGCAAAAACGAAAUUAGGAGCAAAAGUGACGUAUGGCCAUUGCAUAGAUGUUAUUUGCAAAUCUUCAGACGUGCAAUUGCAAUGGCCCUCCUUCGAUGACCUUUAUCAUCAAGUCUCUUCGGGGAUCUUCUUGAACAAUGGAACUAAGAAAUAUAUCCUUGAUAAGAACACAAACAGUAACUGGUACUUUCUAUAUGCAAGAGCUUCUCAAUUGUCUGGAUUCAAGAUCCCCGUACUGGAGAUGGAUAAAUAUAACGGAAUCCGGCCAAACAUAUGAAGUCGCUGAGUGUAUCCAAGUAUCUUGGUUCGAUAUACGCGUGAAAGUAAGUGCAACUUUUUUCACACCAAGAAUAGUGUACGAUGUAAUAUGGAAGAUACAGUUAACCAAUAAUGCCUCUGGAUGGGAGCUUCCUGUGAACAUAGAACUCAUGAGGCCAAAUGGAUGCAAGAUAGAACGCAAACAAAGUCUGCAGUUCGUGAAACGAGGGGACUGGUUGGAGAUUUCAGGUGGUGAUUUCUUGGUCGAUAAUUGUGGUUGUGAAAAUGGCGGUGAGAUCGAGCUUCACAUGUAUGAACAUGGAGGGCAUUGGAAGCGCGGGUUUCUUUUGAAAGGUGUCGAGUUCCGACCACGUGGAUCGGAUUGCGCUUGAUAAAAAUGGUCGACAUAACACAAGUUCUUCUCUAUCAAACUUAGUACUUUGUAUACUGAUUUAAAGAAUGAGAGGUUCAAAAAGUGUUUUAUGGUGAAAUAUGAAAAUAUAAUGUAAUGUAGUAUAUGAAAUGAUAAAUAAUACACCUUUUUGCUUAUAAGCAUGAAGGUUAAGUUUUAAACA